Molecule: messenger RNA, 321 nt
Organism: Brugia malayi
Lineage: Eukaryota; Metazoa; Nematoda; Chromadorea; Rhabditida; Onchocercidae
Exons: 2
Coding region: 1-321 (106 amino acids)
Source: RefSeq, a predicted model, not a curated record
AUGGGAAGAGAGGGUAAAGGAUGGGCUGAUGGGCUGGGGAGAAGUACCUGGGAUGAUAGGGUAUCAGCAGAGAAGGGACUGGUAUUGGGGAGAAGUACCUGUGAUGAUAGAGUAUCAGCAGAGAAGGGACUGGUAUUGGCGAGAAGUACCCGCGAUGAUAAGGUACCGGUAGAGAGGGGAGUGGUGUUGGGGAGAAGUACCCGGGAUGAUAAGGUACCAUCAGUAAAGUCGUCUGAUGGACAUCCCGGUGAUACGGAAAGUUAUGUUCAAAAUUCGGAAGACUCAAUUACAAUUCAUUCAAGUCACUUCAUUUUGCAUUAA